UAAUCGAAAAAUGGGCCAGCUGAUAUUCCGUGGGAUUUUCGCAAUAAAUAAAUAAACUAAAAGAAAUUAUACUGCAAAAAUAAGAUGAGUUGAGCGUUUACAUACUGACGAAAUUACCGGUGAACAAGCGAACGGAAACUAUACGUACGCGGGCCCACGCGCGUAAGUGAAAGAUGAUUAAUGCGGUAUAUUUGGCAUCUUUGUUUGUGUGUAAAAACAAUUGUUGUUUCUCGGAAUAUAGCAUACUAAAAACAACAGACCGAGUUACCCUAUAAAUGCAGUCAUGUCGAACAAUUGUGAUCAUUCUUAUUCGGCGGGAAAGACUGGAUGCACACGCUCGUCGUGUGGUUUAUGACCAGUUUAUGAAACCCCUUGACGUUUAUACAUAUGUACAUACAUGUAUAUACGUAUAUGUAUGUAUAUUACGCAGCAACCCGAUUUUGAUUGUCAUGCUGCUAAAAAAUGAGUAUUCGGACAGUUUAAGCAGAAUCGAAGAAACCAAAUUAAAAAGUAAACAGUAGAAUGUCCGAAAUAAAAACGGAACCCGAAAACAGCGACGGUCCCUCAACAUCUGGGACACAGCAGCAACAGGUGUCUGCAACAGUCAGCGACAAGCAACCAGCUAAAGCGGCUGGACCCAAGCGACGUUUGCUGCUGGAACCGAACCCUAAGGAGAACACUGAGCCACCUCUCGACGUCGAACAUGCCACACCGGAGGAUGUGCCGCUGCAUAUGCGCCAACUGUUGGCCCUGUGCGAGAGCGAAGAUCGCAAAAUCGCGCCAGCCGAACUGCUGCUGCUGCUCAUCUAUCUGGUGGCCAUGGAGUGCGGCUUCGUGGAGGUUGAGACCUACAGCCAGAAGCGACACAAGCUCCAGCCGGUGCCCGCCUUCAGCAGCUUUCAUGCCGGCAAUGUGCGGCUGCUCAGCCUCGAGCCGCCCCAUUAUUCAGUCGGAUUCAAUGAUACCGUCUUCUCCUUCAAACUGCGAACGCUGCACGACAAGCACACAACGGAAGAGGCGGCUCUGGUGAUCGCCAUGGAGUCUCGCCUUAGGGCCGUGCAUCUCGGCGAUGAGCUAAUGGUUAGCCUUAGUCCGCCGGUCUCCUCCAAGCUGCCAGGCUACAGCACAGCUCUCACCAUCGCUCGCUAUGUCCUCAACAUACAAGCGAAGGGUAAGCCGAUCUUCAAUCGCUUUCGCAAGCUGGACAAUCUGUCGUACCAGCUGAAGCAGAACCUCUUUCAUCCGAUGCGCACCCAGCAGCUCGGGCAAAUCAAUCAGCAGCUGCAGCCCUCACUCACGGGCCUGCCCGAGGAGCUCUACCAGGAGAUAUUCCGUUAUCUCAAUCGCACGCAACUGAAGACGGUGGGAAAGGUUAAUAGUCUUUUGAAUUAUCAUAGCAAAAGGACACUGAAGCGUCGUUAAGUGGAUCAAAGUUCCUCAUAAAAAUCUCUAAUUUAUUUCUAUGAAAUUAAUUUUUUGUUUGUUCUAAAAAUAAAUGUAAUGUUUAACGAAUUAAA
Molecule: messenger RNA, 1517 nt
Organism: Drosophila subobscura
Lineage: Eukaryota; Metazoa; Arthropoda; Insecta; Diptera; Drosophilidae
Product: protein nutcracker
Exons: 2
Coding region: 523-1422 (299 amino acids)
Molecular function (GO): protein binding
Source: RefSeq, a predicted model, not a curated record